GCUUCAUCCAUUAGCAAAUUUACAAGAGGAAGCAAAUGUCUUCAAACACGGAGGACAGCUGUGUGGGUGACAUUAAAAGCGAGCAUCAGGAUCCAGUGCUGCAGACUAUUGUGUCUUCAUAGCUGCCGGACUCAAUGUAUAUUGAUUUCAGUGCACAGGCACCUUGCUGCUAUCUGUAUAUAACUACCACUCAACUAGAGCCCUUGUAUCCAGAUCAGCCCUGGGAAUUGUGCUUAUUAUUUUAGCUCUGAUUUUAGCACAUACAGGAAUCCAAAAAAAAUUCAGCCCUGAUCUUCUGACUGUAACAUUAUGUAUGACUGUGUCAGCCCUGUGGUUAAACUCUGGCAUUGUACACCUCCUGCUAGAUAACAAGAUACUCUCAAGCUCAGACCAGUUUCGUGAGGCAAUCUUCCCAGGCUUACUAGCCAUUUCAUCUGCCUUUUUUGUAAUAGGAUGUGUUGGAACACUCCACAAAAAAGGGCCUUUGCCCCUUAUGGCUUUUGCACUGGGUCUUGCUAACAUCCAUGUUCUUGCUUUCUUUAAUGAUAAGACUCUUGGCCCAUCAGGUAUCGCUUGUAACUUUAUGAUAGUCACCGUUAUAAGCAUUUAUCUUGUGGCAAUGAGGCUUUUAAAUAUCCUGAAAAAUAAAACUGCUUUCCAGAAGCAGAUCAGUGUCAGUUCCACAAACUGUAUAUCAAGGAACCAUCUUAUUGUCACAGGAAUAAUAGCCAAUAUGGUAUCAUCAAGUGUACUCUGUGGAAAAUUGAUAGGCACAACCAACAUUUUCUUCAUUGGUCAAGCCCACUGGAUGUUCACAUCAGCAAUGUACCAAGUUAUGGUCUCUGUUGCAUCAUUUUGGGCAUGUGAUAUAUUUCAUGCCAUAUUUUUCAGCUUCUUGGCUGUACUGAGAUUUGCAGAAGGAAUUUCACUCAUAAAUCAACCCCAUCUGUCCAACGCCCCAUUACUUCCUCUCCCAUUCAUGGUUGUGUUUGCAAUUCUUUUUUUCGCUUUAGGUUGCAUUAUGUCCUUGCAGAAUCUGUAUAUUGGUGUAUACAUGUUGCUGUUUGCAGUUUAUUGUGCCACUUUGACCCUCCCUAGUGGAAUUUCCCAUAUUGCACCACAAGCAGUUAAUUUGAUUAUCUUCUUAGCGUCAAUUGUCUACAUGCUGACUAGGCUUUACGUGUCAAAGACAGAUUUCAAGGUUUCACAAAGAAAUAGUCUAAGGGAGAUAAUAUUUUCAUGGCUUCGAUAUCUUAGAAUAAAACCCCCCAAAAUAACGUGCUGUUAUUUUUCUGCAAACUUUUAUUUACAUGGUGUGGAUGUAAUUGGCCAUGCAUUUGACACUCUUGCGGCCUUUUUAAUUACCGUGGAAACACAUGCUAGCUUUAUUCUGCUUAUGGUGACUGGAGGCAUGGUGUACAUAACUGGUUUAUUUUCCCUAUCUACUGGUAAAACCUGUGAAGGCAGUGCCUUUAUCUUUUAUGGAAUUUGGUGGAUAAUUUGGGGUCUUAUGAAAUAUGUGACUUUAUGCCUGUCAGUGAUUAGAUUUCAAGUAGCGGUGGGCAUUGUCUGCUUUUUCAUUUUAAAUGCUUUUUUAACUGUUUGUUUAAUCACACUAAAUAAAGCUUGGUUCAUAAAAUCCCUUACAUUUGAGAUUCUGCUUAUAAAUGUUUUACUGCACACCCUAGAUAUUCUGCCUGGUGAAACCACUGUUGCAUUUAGUAUCCUUUUUGGAAUUGUAAGUUUCUAUUGCUUUCUGGCUUGCUUACUUAAUGGAACUGAGGUGGCGCCUCAUCUGCCCUGGGGUGAACCAUUCCUAAAGCAAGGACUGCCUCUGCAAGGUCGUAUGCUGUGCCCACUACCAGCUCAGAAAGUGACAUCAAUUAAUACUAUAGCAGUUGCCCUAAAGGACAUUACACAUAUUGACUUGCGGUCAAAGAGAAAACCCAGUGUAAAGCAUCUCAAAGAUUUUGGAAGUUUUGCUUAUCUCCAUAUACCAAAAGAAGCUGGAUUGAAAAUCAGUAAUGUUAUCUUCAAAGAAACAGCACAAGUUGUAGAAAAGUUAGAAGCUGAUAUGCAGUAUGUAUCACUGGAGAUUCCAGCAGCUGUACCUGCUGUCUAUCAGUAA
Molecule: messenger RNA, 2128 nt
Organism: Pseudophryne corroboree (corroboree frog)
Lineage: Eukaryota; Metazoa; Chordata; Amphibia; Anura; Myobatrachidae
Exons: 4
Coding region: 314-2128 (604 amino acids)
Source: RefSeq, a predicted model, not a curated record